Molecule: messenger RNA, 1140 nt
Organism: Periophthalmus magnuspinnatus
Lineage: Eukaryota; Metazoa; Chordata; Actinopteri; Gobiiformes; Gobiidae
Product: kynurenine 3-monooxygenase
Exons: 6
Coding region: 38-592 (184 amino acids)
Biological process (GO): NAD+ metabolic process
Cellular component (GO): mitochondrial outer membrane
Molecular function (GO): NAD(P)H oxidase H2O2-forming activity; FAD binding; kynurenine 3-monooxygenase activity
Source: RefSeq, a predicted model, not a curated record
UCUGAAGCGUGAUUACUUCCGUCUCCCUGCUCAGGCCAUGGUUUCGGUGAAGUGCUCUCCGUAUCACAUCGCAGAUAAAUGUGUUCUUAUGGGAGACGCUGCACAUGCCGUGGUCCCAUUCUACGGGCAGGGCAUGAAUGCAGGCUUCGAGGACUGCAUUGUGUUUGAUGAAAUUAUGGACCAGUUUAACAAUGAUUUCAGUGCAGUUCUUUCAGAGUACACCAGAGUAAGAGUUCCAGAUGAUCACGCCAUCGCAGACCUGGCCAUGUACAACUACAUUGAGAUGAGAGCUCAUGUCAACUCCAAGUGGUUCCUUUUCAGAAAAUAUGUGGAUAACUUCCUGCACUUCCUCAUGCCCCGAACCAUAGUCCCACUCUAUACAAUGGUGACAUUCACAAGGACAAGAUACCAUCAAGCUGUGGAACGCUGGCAAUGGCAAAACAAAGUAAUAAACCGUGGCCUCCUUUUCUGUAGUUCUGGUGCAGUCUUGGGGGGAUCUUACCUGCUCUUUAAAAACCCUCCAAACAUCGAUAAAAUCCACAUUGGCAUCGAGAAAAUGUGGAACAGACUCCUCUCCAUCAGGACCUCCUGAAAUCUGGCAGCCAUUUUGUGAACCAUGAUUUUAAUUAGAGCUUAAUCAUACAUCCAUCCAUUUUCUUCCGCUUAUCCAGGGCCGGGUCGCGGGGGCAGCAGUCUAAGCAGGGACUCCCAGACUUUCCUCACACAUCCUCCAGCUCCUCCGAUGGGACCAAUGUUCCCUCUAAUUUUUCACGAGUCUGAGCAAACACACAAACUCCCUGAGCGUCCCAUGGACGACUGUGAGCGACAUCAGACGUGCGCACUGUGGUCAUGCUGCAUCGCAUCCAUCCAAGUUAAAUAGUUUAUUAAAAGAAUCAAAUUACCGCAUUUACAUUUCUGCUAUAAGACUUUUAAUUAAGUGCUUUAGCCACUUAUACAAUGAAAAUGACAAAAAUUUUGCUCAUGACCUGUGCAGUAUAUUAAUGCUAUUGGAAGUAUAAAUAUUUAAUUUUAACUAUGGCAAAACAUGAGCUUCCAACCAAACCAAGACAACUGUAAACUCCAAUGUUGAAAACACACUUAACAUUUUUAUGAUAAAGCUCUGACUUGUAUUAUGAGUAU